AUGCAGAAGGCAAGAAGGCUGGAAUGUAAGACAGCUGUAAGAGGACUCAACAUGGGUCGCGGCCGAGGCAGAGGGCGAGGCAGGGGCAGAGGCUCGGCGGGCCACUUGCGCUCACCCUCGCCCUACAGACUGCAGCUCUCUCCUUCUAGAGAGACGCUGACAUACGCCCAGGCGCAGAAGAUCGUUGAGGUGGACUUGGACGGCAGGCUGCAUCGAAUCAACAUCACAGACCCUUUGCCAGUGAUCACUGAGGACGAAAUGAUGGCCCAGGAUAUCGCAGAGUGUAACAGCAACAAGGAGAACAGUUUGCAGACUCAAAAGAAGAAGCCCAGCCCCAACAGUAAAGGGAGAAGGAAUUGCAAAAAUGAUUCGCAGCAGAACAAACGAUCCAGCUCCCAGCAGCAAACGGCAUCUACCAAUUCGCUGCAGCUUCAGAGUCCACUACCUGAGCCUACCUUCCGCACGCUGGGAUCCGUUUGUACCCCGGAUGCCACUCCCCUGCCGGCCGCGUACUACCGCUUCAUUGAGAAGUCCAACGAAGAGCUGGACAGAGUGGCUGAGUACGACAUGGACGAGGAAGACCUAGCCUGGCUGGAGAUGGUAAACCAGAAGCGAGUGUCCGACGGUCACGCGUCGGUGUCCGCAGACACCUUUGAGCUGCUGAUAGACCGCCUGGAGAGGGAGUCCAUCUUGGAGUCCCGCAGCCAGGCACUGUCCCAGUGCGCCGUGGAUGAGGACGCCUUCUGCUGCGUGUGCCUGGACGACGAAUGUCUGAAUAGCAACGUCAUCCUUUUUUGUGACAUCUGCAACCUGGCAGUGCAUCAGGAGUGCUACGGCGUGCCGUACGUACCUGAGGGCCAGUGGUUGUGCCGCUGCUGUCUGCAGUCGCCUUCCCGCCCUGUAGAUUGUGUACUGUGUCCCAACCGAGGAGGUGCCUUCAAGCAGACCUGCGACGGGCGUUGGGCUCACGUGGUGUGCGCCAUAUGGAUCCCGGAGGUAUGCUUUGCCAACACAGUGUUCCUGGAGCCUGUAGAGGGGGUAAAAAACAUCCCUCCUGCCCGCUGGAAGCUCACUUGUUACCUGUGCAAGCAGAAGGGUCGGGGGGCGUCUAUCCAGUGCCACAAAGCCAAUUGCUACCGCGCCUUUCACGUCACCUGUGCCCAGAAAGCCGGACUCUACAUGAAGAUUGACCCCGUCCGGGAAACUGGCGUGAAUGGGACCACCUUUUCUGUUAAGAAGACUGCCUUCUGUGAGCACCAUUCCCCGGUGGGGUCACGGCAAGACGGGUCAGGGGACGAGUCGGUGGAAGGGAGACUGGUGGGGGGAAGGGGAAACCGAGGACAGAGGUCCUACACUCAGAGUUCACCCACGCCCCCGGCAAAGAAGUCAUCCAAGGGACAAAAAAAGAAGGGUAAAGGACCUGGCGGGUCUACACGUCGCUCAAACGUGCCUGUGCUGCUUGUGCCUCAAAUUCCUUCUCACAGGCUGAACAAGAUUUGCACAGGAGUAGAAGUUCAGCGGAAGAAUCAGUUCAUGCAGAGGCUUCAUAAUUACUGGCUACUGAAGCGACAGUCUCGGAACGGAAUGCCUUUAAUACGUCGACUUCACUCCCACAUGCAGGCCCAUCGGACUGCUGAACAGAAGGAGCCCGAUGAGAAGCUGUGCGCUGCUCGAGAGGAGCUGCGUUAUUGGCAAAAGUUGCGGCAAGACCUGGAAAGAGCGAGACUCCUGGUGGAACUCAUUCGUAAGAGAGAACGGCUAAAGAGGGAACAGGUGAAAAUUCAGCAGGCUGCCACAGAGCUGAAGUUGACGCCGGCACUGGUGCUCCUCCGGACCACCUUGGAGCAGCUGCAGGAGAAGGACACGGCCAAAAUCUUCUCCCAGCCAGUCAAUCUUGCAGAGGUCCCAGACUACCUAGAGUUCGUAUCCCGACCCAUGGACCUGUCCACCAUGCGGGUCAAGUUGGAGAGACACGCCUACUGCUCCGUGGCAGACCUGGAGGAGGAUUUUGAGCUCAUGAUCUCCAACUGCCUAAAGUACAACUCCAAGGACACUAUGUUCCACAAAACAGCUUUGCAGCUGCGCGAGGUAGGCGGGGCUGUCUUACGCCACGCCCACAGGCAGUCGCAGAGCAUUGGCCUGGACCCCAGCACGGGCAUGCACCUGCCCGAGUCUCCCAACAAGCAUGGCUUCCAGCAGUGCACCUGGGAUGACGUUGACUCCCUCUUGGAUCCUGACAACAGGCUUCACCUGAGCACGGAAGAGCAGCUCAAAGCCUUGCUUGACAAACUGGACGUAGUGACGUCCAUGCGGACAAGCGGCGGACGAACCAAACGCAUUCGGCUACUGCGUCGAGAAAUCAACACUCUUCGGCAGAAGGUGAACCAGCAGCAGCAAACUGCCCAGAUGCUUAACGCCAAGAAUGAUGAUGAUGAGGAAGACGAGGAGGAGAGAAAGGAACCGAAGAGGGCCAAAAAGAAGAUUAUGGAUCAUGGAGUGGUAGCAGGUAAUGACUCCCCUCCUGUGUUAGAACUUACGUGUCCAGCGUCAUCACCGCUACCAGGCGACGCGCCGCUGGAACCGCCUAUUUUGGGCAUCAUAACUGGAGGCCGACGGUCACCCGGGCGUUCCUACAAGCGUCAGAGAUCGUCCCGGAGCGUCAUCAAAAAUCACGGUGAGGACGAGGCCGAAGUGGGCGAGACGCCAUCUUCCCGACCGGAAGUCGUACACGAAGGCACGCCCCUGGGAACGCCACCCCCUCUGCCUGUCGUGGGUGUAGGCAGGCGUACAUCCGUGCUGUUCAAGAAGGCCAAAAAUGGCACAAGAGCAGGCAAAAAGAAAUCUCCAUCGCAGCACAAUGGAAAAGCGACAGAGGAUCCGACCGACAGAUUGGCCGGAGCCCCCGCUAGCCCGCAUUCGCCUCAUGUUAACAUCACCCCUUUACAGACUGGUCCUCCCUCGCCUUCAUCACACCACCUGAGGUCUCAAGGCCACAGCUCAGACAGCGAGGCGGAAAAACACUUUGGAGAGGGAGACCUACCAAAUGGAAAACACGCCUCAGACGAACAAGAUGAUGACCAAAAACUCAACAGCGAGGCAAACCCUCCGAAACGCAGUCGAGGGAAACCCGCUCUCGCCAAGGAACCCAUCAGCGACAAUGGAGAUAUCUCAGAAUCAGGCAAACCUACACUUCUUUGUCGAGACAGCGAGACAGAGUUGGCCCCUCUUGAUCUGGUGUGGGCCAAAUGCAGAGGCUACCCAUCAUACCCAGCCAUGAUCGUUGACCCAGACAUGCCCCAGGAAGGACUCCUCCACAACGGCAUCCCCAUCCCAGUGCCUCCCGUGGAGGUGCUCAAGCUGGGCGAGUGGAGGGGAGCGGAGGUGGGACAAAAGCUCUUCCUGGUGCUUUUCUUUGACACUAAAAGAACUUGGCAGUGGCUCCCUCGGGAUAAACUUCUGCCUAUGGGAAUGGACGACACCGUGGACAAACUGCGCCUGAUGGAAGGCAAGAAGCCGAGCGUUCGCAAGUCUGUGCACACGGCGUAUGACCGUGCCAUGAUGCACAUGAACCGCAUCCGAGACAACCUCAAUUUCACGCCCACCUCCAACUUUUUAUGA
This is a messenger RNA of Nerophis lumbriciformis (worm pipefish), 3618 nucleotides long. The record is from RefSeq and is a predicted model, not a curated record. Lineage: Eukaryota; Metazoa; Chordata; Actinopteri; Syngnathiformes; Syngnathidae.